This is a messenger RNA of Lymnaea stagnalis (great pond snail), 7539 nucleotides long. Lineage: Eukaryota; Metazoa; Mollusca; Gastropoda; Lymnaeidae. The record is from the annotation of a GenBank genome assembly.
GUUUGCCAUUGUCUGGGUGGCUUUUGGGAUACGCGGGGUGGUCUGUGUUUUGCACCGGUGGGACUGACACCGCUAGACGUGCCAAACAGAAAGGAGAGGUAAAGGAAUUUCUCACAGCUGGGAUGAUACGUGACGGACUUACACAGCUGGGAUGAUACGUGACGGACUUACACAGCUGCGAUGAUGUACGGAAUUACAAAGCUGGGAUAAUGUAAGGAAAUAUAUAGCUGGGAUGGUGUACGGAAAUACACAGCGUGUAUAAUGUACUGAAUUACACAGCUGAGAUCAUGUACAUAAUGCCAUUAGAGACAGUGUAAGUGUGAGGACUUACAAAAUAGAGACCGUGUUAAAAUUACACAGCAAACUGAAAAGAACUUUACCCAAAGUAUACCAAGGUGAGUGAAUGUUUGUUAGUUUGUGUAUUUGAAUCAGAUUAGUGAUCAAAACUCAGAGUAUCACUUGCUUUGAUUUAACUAAAGAAUUAUUUUGUAAUGGACUUGGGAAAAUAAAAAGAUUAACAUUUUCCAUUUAUGUAUUUAUUUUUUUGUAAUCUUAUCUCGUCUUUCGACAAUAAGCAAUCUUUAUUAUCUUAAAUCAUAAAUAUUUUUAUCUUGUAUCAUAAAUCUUUUUUUUCCAUAUCCUGCACAUUUACUAAUCGUUAUUAAUUCACAUGUUCCGAUAUAAUAAUUUUUUUAACAUCCUGAUUGUAGGAUGCAUCUUUAGCUUAAGCCGGUGGUUCUCAACCUUUUGGGGUCAAACGACCCUUAUACAAGGGUCGCCUAAGACCAUCGGAAGACAUAUAUUUAUGAAGUGGCAACGAAAAUAAUUUUAUGUUUUGGCGGUCACCACAACAAGAGGUGCUGCAUUUUAGGGUCGCGGCCAUAUUAAGGUUGAGAACCACUGGCUUAAGCGCUUAUUCUCCGAACAAUACCGUACCGUGCUUUGAAUAUUUAGGGAGAAAAUCUUCCCUUUGCAGCCAUCCACAUUGUACUCAAGCAAAAAACUUACAUUGUUGACACCCCCGUUUCAUGCAUAACAUUUUUGGGAAUCAUGUAAAAUAAGUUAUCCCGCAAUGAAACAAAAAUUUUUUUAAUUAAUUAUUUAAUAAAUAAACAAAAAAAAAUCGAUCUAUUUAGUACAGCUAUGACGUCAGCGUCAAAAAAAAAACAAAAAACAAAAAAAAAAAAAACAAAGGGAAAAAAAAAAAAAGGAAAAAAAAAAAAAAAAAAAAAAAAAAAAAAACAAAGAGAAAAAAAACAAAGAGGAAAAAAAAACAUAUAUGAGUUUUCACAGCUGUUUGGCGAGACUUGUGGUAUACUCAGAAUAUGUCCCGCUGCGCCCUGUGGGUUCCGCGUUGCCCUGGGAAUCAUCUUUAGAUUGGACCUGAUUAGAGAAUGAAACAAUAAAAUCCCAUGAACUAAACAAAAACAAUGUGGUUUUUAACUGGUCCACGUCAGUUGGUUUUUUAAACAUAUACUUUGAGGGUCAGCAAUAUCAGGGUUCACACCUGGAGUCGGGCCAUACGCAUGCGUACGAAAAUCGACCCCCACCCCUCAGGGCGAAUAGUACGUACCAUAUGGAUGGCCCUGAAACAUAUUACAGUAAACGAAUGGGGGGGGGGUAAUAUUUUGUUAACUGCGUUUGGGUAAUAUAUAACUUACAAUUGAUGUAAAAAUACGUUCCAGUUGCUUGGAUACUAUUACCAGAUAUAUAUUUGGUUAGAGCAAGUUAGAGGUACUAGGGUAAGAUAACGUUAAGGGUUGUAGGGUACAAAGACGUUAAUUAUAUUGGGGUAAUGUUACGUUAAAACACGCCAAAUGCAUAAUAAGAGUUUUCAAUCAUAUUUUUUUUUUCAAUCACAAUCUUCACAGGAUGAACUCAAGAAGGCCAAGACGCAGGGGUGGGCGAGGGAGAAGCAGUCGUGCCCCAAGCCAGCAGAGAGGUGGGUCGGUGAGUUACACCAAGCUGAAGGAAUGGGCGGCGCUCGGAGACAACCCCGGCGAGCUGUUUGUUCGAAUCAUGCAUAACCUGGACCAGCUGGCCGCCUUCUUGGACUCGGACGUCAUCAACUCGGACAAGAUGGAGCUGCUGGCCGCCGUACUCCAGACCACGCUGACGUUCAAAAACCAGACGCACGGCUUCAAGAAUUUCCUGGAGGUCAUCGCAUCCUCAAAGUUCUUCCCGUUUCAUCUUGUCGGUUAUAUGACGAGGAUGCGGAGAGGCGACCGAACUGUCGGCGUCAUGGUGAAGGCUGCGAUGCGGCUGGUGAUUGAGAUUGCUCGUUGCUUGCCAUCAGAGAUUGAGAGCUGUAGAGAUUUCGUCGAUUAUGUCUACGAGAACGAUACAGGAUUCGAUUACGAUGGGGACACACCUACGACUACGAUGAUCGAUUCUUUUGACCGGGCUUUGGAACUGAAUAUUGAAACAGACGAAGGAAAACUAGCUAAGUGUGUAGGUCAGGACGAGCCCCCGGAAGAUUUCAGAGAGAUGACGGUUUUACCGUCGGAGCGAGAUGUCAACGGUUGUGUGACGUCAGAGCAUGACGUCAACGACGGUGCGAAGCCGUUUUUCAGAGCCAACAAAGUCGUGGGUUCUUUCCAAGAUAAGAGAGAGUACUUUGACGUCAUGUUUCGAUUACUUAGGGAGGACUUUAUGCGGCCCCUGCGCGAAACUGUUUCCCAGUGCAGGCAAGGAAGUCAACAAUUGUCGGACUCGAAACUGAUACUUUACGACAAUGUUCGGAUUAUCGGGGCCCGAGUGGAGAAUGGAAUAGUACACUCCCUGCUUCUGGACAUUGCCAAACUAAAUAAAACCAAAUGGGAUUGCACGAAAUAUUUCAUGACAGGAAAUCUUGUUUGUGUUUCAAACGACAAUUUUGACAGCGUGCUCUUUGCCACAGUGGGGCAUAACUCUCCCGAAAAUCUUUUAUCCGGGAUUCUCUAUGUGCAGUUUUACAACUCGUUCGAUGCCGUCUACGGGAUCGCUGCAGACGAAAAGCUCAAACUGAUUGAAUCGCCGUCUUUCUUCGUGGCGUACAGAUACGUGCUGGAAGGGCUACAGGACAUGUUUGAUUCACCUUUACCGAUGGAGCCUUAUCUCGUACAGUGUGAACCCGAAUCAAAACAAACUUCUUAUAUUACUGACACAACGUGCUAUGAUAUAAAUAGCAUCAAGGGCGAUGACUUGACACGCGUGAAGUGGUCGCCACAAAAACUCUUGCCAACGGAUUCCUGGCCACGCUUGACCAAAGUGUGUCUAAAUGAAGAACAAUACACGGCCGUAAAGGUGGCGCUGACGCAAGAACUGACCUUGCUGCAAGGACCGCCCGGAACCGGGAAGACGUACGUCAGUUGGAAGCUUAUGAGGAUCCUUCUUGAAAACAGAGGCCGCGGUGUUCCUGACGACAGACCCAUUCUCGUGGUGUGCUUCACCAACCACGCCCUCGACCAGUUCCUCGAGGGGUUGCUGCCGUUUUGUGCCAAGGGGCUCGUGAGAGUUGGUGGUCAAAGCACCAGCACUGCUUUAAAAUCGUAUAAUCUGGGAGAAAUUCGACUGAAAAGAAAAACGUCACAAUUCACUUCAAUGUAUAAAAAAUCUGUUGUUAAGAAAAUGAGAGCAGCUGAACGUGAAAUUAAACAAUUAUGCCAAGAAAUUAAAAUGUUCCAGGUCGACAUUCCUGAAUUGGAUGAUUUGAAAGAUUUCAUGUCCGCGUCCCACCUUGAAAGCCUUCUGGAUGGGCCAGAUACUGGGCCAAAACUGAAACUCUGGCUCGACAUGGAAGAGGUGGAUCUUGAAACGUCCAUUACGACUGCUGUUCAAAGCCAUCUCGUGUCGCUGAUGAAACAAUGCACCCUGACACGCAAGGAGCGUUGCUUAGAUUUCCGCAGGAAUAUCCCCAUGGCAACGAAGGCAGCUGUUUACAAGAACUGGGUUUCCGAAUACGAACGGAAGUCCGGGAGGCCAUUUAAUGAUACAUUUUUAGGAGAAGAGAUUCUAACGACCGUUAUAUCAGACAACGUACUGACUAAGAUACAGGACAGUGGUUACGAGAAUAUCAGUGAUUGGUUGCUGGGCAGGGAUGUGGAUGAAAUGCUGGACUCCAUAGACGAACUCAAAAAGGAUAUGUUCCAAAAACGUGAGGGAGUUGCAAACGACGAAAUUGGUGAAGAUUCUGACGUAAGCUAUGGGGAUUACGACUCUGACGACGGGGAAUUCCAAGAGUUCAAAGGGAAGUUCGACUCCAGGAAAGUGGACAUUUUAAACAGAGCCCUAAUGCUAGGUGUCGAUGUUACAAUGUGUGGUGUGGCGUCAUCAGAAAAUACCUGGAUGAAGCUGACUUUUGGACAGGCAUUAAGGAAGAUCAAAGUUUCUGUGCCGAUGAGUCAAGAGGAAGAGAAGACGGCUGGGAAUGUUUGGAUUCUGGAUAGAGACAGUAGAUACAGAUUAUACAAGUUGUGGUACAACAGUCUGAUGAUGGCAAUGUCAUCGCAUCUGAAAAGUCUAACAGACCAGUACAAUUUACUUCUUGAAGAACAUCGUGAGAUAAGAGAUGUUCAAGACAGCGCCAUCUUGAGAGAAGCCACGGUGGUUGGCAUGACAACGACGGGCGCUGCCAGGAGCCGGAAGCUGCUCCGAACGAUCGGUCCGCGAAUCAUUGUGGUGGAGGAGGCCGCUGAGGUGCUUGAGGCUCACAUCAUUACGGCAUUAAACGAACACUGCCAGCACCUGAUCCUCAUUGGAGACCACCAACAGCUGAGACCAAGAACUCAAGUCUACGAGCUGGCUAAAGAAUUCGGUCUCGAGGUUUCUAUGUUUGAAAGACUUGUCAACAACAAAUUUACUUGCAUUCAGCUCGUGGAGCAACAUCGCAUGCGACCAGAGAUUUCGGUCUUCAUGAGACUCAUUUAUCCCGAUCUGAAAGACAGCGAGUCCGUCAAAGGGAGACCGUCUGUGAGUGGCAUGGACAAGAAUGUGUUCUUCAUCAAACACAACCAACCGGAAAACAAUGUGAAAAACAGUGCCAGCAAACUUAACAACUUCGAGGCUAGAUACCUCAUCAAACUUUGCGAGUACCUUAUUAUACAGGGAUAUGGCGCAGACGAGAUAACCAUCCUGGGUGCGUACUCCGGUCAGGUGACUUUGAUACAAGAACUUAUCAGAAAUUCUAAAGAUCCGUGUCUUGAGAAAGUCCAUGUGUCAACCGUCGACAACUUCCAAGGGGAGCAGAAUAAAAUCAUUCUCCUUUCUUUGGUACGCAGUAAUGUCAAAGAGCGAGUCGGGUUUCUCAGCACAGACAACCGCGUGUGUGUGGCGUUAUCACGGGCUCAGUUCGGAAUGUAUGUGAUCGGAGAUAUCGAUCUGUUGGUGAGGCACAGUGACCUGUGGUGCAAGAUCAGCGAGACCGCCGAGAGGCAAGAAUGCAUCGGGAGUGUGCUGAGACUGCGAUGUCAGCAACACGGGCGCAUUGCAGAAAUUGUUGAGAUCAAGGAUUGGACCAAAGCCCUUCAACUCAAGGGUUGUGGUCAGCCUUGUGAAACCACCCUGACGUGUGGUCACGCAUGUUUGAAAUUGUGUCAUGUUGGUGGGCACGAUGAUGUCGUGUGCAAUCAAGCGUGUUUAAAGACAUGCCCGAGAGGACACAAGUGUAAAGGUAGAUGUGGUAGGGAAUGUCCCGCAUGUCCCGUCCCCUAUGCUCGCAAAUUACCAUGUGGGCACAGUGUACAGGUCAUUUGUGGCUAUCAAUAUGGGAAUAUCGUGUGCAGACAGCCAUGUUUAAGAAAAUGUCCAGCAGGCCAUGCAUGUCCCCUUUCAUGUAAAGACACAUGCUCACCUUGCAGCGUGCUUGUCCAGCGACUGCUUCCUUGUGGACAUGAAAUUAUAACAGCGUGUCGUAACAAAUCAAAUGUCUUUAUAUGCCUACAGCGUUGUGAGCAACUUUGCCCCAGAGGACACCAGUGCCAGUCAAAAUGCUCAGAGCUUUGUCCCCCAUGCUCUGAACUUGUACAUAAGCGUUUCCCAUGUGGACACAUUAUAACUGAAAAGUGUUCUAUAAAAACGAUGUGUAAACUACGUUGUAAAAAUAUAUGUGUCAAAGGUCACCCAUGUCCCAAGCGCUGUGGUGAGCCAUGCUCCCCCUGUGCGACUGUACUCCCUUGUGGACACAUCUGUACAGAUCUGCCAUCUGACUCCUUCUCAAGAGACACAAUGUGCUACCAACCUUGUAGAUGUGUUUGCGUCAACGGCCACGCCUGCCCCAAUAAGUGCCCAGAGGCGUGUCCUAAAAGCUGCCAAAAGAUUUUAAGGUGCGGACAUAAAUGUGCACAAGAUUUUGGGUCCCCAUCCAAGUCGUGUCCAUCGGUUAUCAUACGUGGAAGUCCAUCGGCUAAGAUACCUGGAAGUCCAUCGGUUAAGAUAAGUGGAAGUCCAUCGUUUAAGAUACGUGGAAGUCCCCCAUUUUCACGCAAACAAUGCUCCGAAUACACCGGCUGCGGAAUCACUGGUAAUUAUUUCCUCUGCGAUGAGCCUUGUCAAAAAGUCUGUGGGAGAGGUCAUGAGUGCCUCUCCAAUUGUAGUGAGGCAUGUCUGCCUUGUAGAGAAGUGUUGGAAUGCGGUCACUUUUGUGAAAGUGUUCCUAAAAGCGUGUUCAUAACACAUGGUCCCAUAAUCAUACUGUGUGAGAAGCCGUGCAAGAAGGUAUGUCGUCGGGGCCAUCUGUGUCCGAACAAGUGCUGCGAGGCCUGCCCACCGACAUGCCAAAAACUCAAGUGCAAAAUCGCAUACGCGUUUUCCAGCAAGAAGGGUUUCAGGAAUGCUUCAGAGUGGCCGGCAAUUAAAACGUGAGGCAGACAGAGCUCGUGGGCAUCUUGUGGUCAUCCACCAUGUGCUUAACCCUUGUACACAAUGUGUUUACGCGUGAGCACCUUGUGUUUAAAUAUUGGGCACCAAGUGUUUAAGCCGUGGGCACCAUGUGUAACCCGUGGGCACUAGGCUUUGGACUAGAUCACCAUGAGUUUAAGCAGUGGGCGCAAAUCGUUUAACAAGCUGUACAUCUGACUAACCAAAGACCAGAGUCGUUGACCCAAAGAUUUCUUCAUGCAUCCAAGAUACUAAAUUGUAAAAAAAUUAGUUGUACUUUGAUCAAUACUUCAUGGCGUUGUCCAUAUUAUUAUAGAUUAUAUUCCAUUGUACAAAUAUACUCAAAAUGUACACACUUUUCAAUUAUUUAACUUUGAUCGUUGAAAGUUAUACUAGAAGGGAUCGAACUAAAUCAAUUCACUAAUCAUGUAUAAAGCAAUUUUCAGUUGCAUUUCAAAAUGAUUAUUCCUAUUAUAUUCAAUCGCUCUUGAAAGUUUAGCUCAUGAGUUGGAGCUUUGGCUCAGAAUGAAAUGUUUCCCCACAAAAACUACCCGUAAUAAAGAUAGCAAUACUCCAUGUGAAAUCAAGUUUUCAUCAAUUAAAUGAGUUUUACUUUUGAUGUAAAAAAAAAGAAAAAAAAGAAAACAGAAACAAGAUUUCCUCAAAACAGCCCUGUCAAUAAAA